Molecule: messenger RNA, 1224 nt
Organism: Betta splendens (Siamese fighting fish)
Lineage: Eukaryota; Metazoa; Chordata; Actinopteri; Anabantiformes; Osphronemidae
Product: claudin-4-like
Exons: 1
Coding region: 383-1009 (208 amino acids)
Biological process (GO): bicellular tight junction assembly; cell adhesion
Cellular component (GO): bicellular tight junction; plasma membrane
Molecular function (GO): structural molecule activity
Source: RefSeq, a predicted model, not a curated record
GAACCAUAACAACUGCUUGUUUUUCAAGUAUCGCUUCCUUGUUUGAACUGACCUCACUGACCCUGAAACUCUGAUGCUUUCACGCUUGAUUCUUGGCCUGUGAUGCACGUCUGGGUUUGUGUGGAAUCCGGAGGCUUGAGGUAACAUGAUCUUAUGUGGAACAAUUACGUGAGGGCGAUCAUGUGUUAUUGAUAUGGUGUCUCAGCCUUUCUUUUCCUGUCUGGAAGCUCAAAAGCUCCACCCCGAAAGCGUGAAGCACAUUUUUCCUCACAGUGUGGACACAGAGCAUCGAGACAGCACCAGUGACGCCUGCUGCCGUCUUGGAGUCGUGAAUAUUUUCUAGGAACGCAGCCGUUUUCGCCCUCACCGUGGUGCCACCGUCAUGCCUUCUCUCCUGGUUCUGUCCAGACUCCACAUUCUGGGUGCGGUGCUCGGCUCCAUCGGGUGGAUGGGAACCAUCAUCAGCUGUGGUUACCCCAUGUGGACGGUCAGUGUUUUUCUGGGGUGCGGUAUCAUAUGUUAUUCCCCCAUCUGGGACGGCCUGUGGAUGAGAUGUGAGGUCGAGAGCACGGGUCAGAAGCACUGUAAGGUUUACAGCUCCAUGCUGGAGCUGCCCCAACACCUGCAGGUCGCCAGAGCCAUGGUGGUGGUCUCUGUGGUCACAGGGGCGGUCGCCGUCCUCAUGGUCGCGAUCGGAGGGAAAUGCCCGUGCCUGGAGGACAAGGUUGUCAAAGCCAAAGUCAGCAUCGCGUCUGGUGUGACCUUCAUAGCAUCGGCCCUGCUGAUCAUAAUCCCAGUGUCAUGGACUGCUCACUCCGUGAUCAGAGACUUUUAUGACCCCCUGGUGGUAAAUUCUCUGAAAAGGGAGUUCGGGGCUUCUCUUUAUAUCGGAUGGGCGUCUGGAGCGCUGCUGCUGCUGGGAGGGAGCCUGCUCUGCCUAAGAUGCCUUCCAAACCAUGAGAGACCCUACAAGUUCAUUACUUUCACUUCUAGCGCGAGUGAUGUGUGAGGGGUUCGGCCGCAGCCUCAGCAGAAUCAGGCUCUAAGGUUCAGUCACGUGUUGUUGCUAAAGCUGAAGGACGAAGGAAAAGGAAACUCAGUGACAUACUGUAUAACUGUAACUGUGUGGCUCUAUCAAAGGUGGUGCAUCUUUUCAUGUGAAUCUUUAUCUUUCUCUGAUUUCUUGUUACCAAUAGUUUAAAUAUUAAAUACAGUAGACGCCCA